UAGGCAAAAAAGUCCACUGCUUUUUUUUUUUUUUUAUCCCGGUUAGUCGAGGUAAUUUGAUUCUGAAUCACAAUGAUCGGAUUUCCUCCAUUGCAAUCCAUGGAAGCUUCUGUUAGGCUCUUCAAUCCCUCUAUUCUCAACCGUCGUCUCGUCUUCGCCAAAACUAGUUCAAUCAAAUUCCCUCCAAAACUUCACAGAAACGACGUCGUCCCUUCUCCCACCGCCCUUUGUCGCGCUCGUAUUUGUUCUUCUUCUUCAUCUUACCCCCUGAAUUCUAACAGCUCCUUUAACCUCUUUCUCUCGCUUUCUUCGUCUCAACAUUUUAAUGACUCACAACUUCCGCACAAUAAUAAUAAUAAAUUUAACCCGUUCUCUCAAUCAAAAGACACCGGUCACAAAUGGCAUCUAGCUCCGACGAAUGUGACCGACGGCGAAAAUCUUCCUCUCCUUGGGGCCGAACAAAGGGCUGUUACGGUGGUGUUGUUAGGUUGGCUUGGAGCUAAACCCAAGCAUUUAAGGAGAUACGUAGAGUGGUACAAUUCGAGAGGAUUUAACGCAGUUACGUUCGUUAUUGAUCCCACUGAGCUGUUAUGGUUCGAUUUAGGGCGUCGGGUGGAUGACCGUAUUUCCCAAUUGGCAAACGAGGCCGUUUCAUGGGUGUUAGAUAAGGAAGAAGAUGGUAGAGAUAGGUGUUUGGUUUUUCACACUUUUAGCAACACUGGUUGGUUUGUCUAUGGUUCCAUUCUUGAUAGUCUGCAGGAUAGGCAGGACGUGAUGGAGAAGAUCAAUGGAGUUAUUGUUGAUUCUGGUGCAGCUGGACCAUUUGAUCCUAAGGUCUGGGCGGCUGGCUUUGCUACUGCUUUGCUGAAGAAACGUAGCUCUUCAGCAAACCCUAUUGUAGAGGUUGGAAAAGUCAAUGGAUUAGAAAGUGAAGUGAGUGCAUCUGAAGUGGAAGAAAAGGAGCCAGGAAUGAUUGAAAUUAUGCUGUUAUCAGCAUUGGAGAAGCUCUUCUCUUUUCUUUUGAAUCUGCCUGAUGUGAAUCAGAGAUUAACAAAAUUUUUGGCUGCCCUCACAAAGAAUCAGCCAUCUUGUCCUCACCUCUACCUUUAUAGCACAGCUGAUAAGGUGAUCCCAUUUAAGUCCGUAGAAAUGCAUAUUGAAGAGCAGAGGAAGAUGGGAAGAAAGGUGUUUUCCUUUAACUUUGGGGUGUCAUCACACGUAGAUCACUUUCGGAGUUUCCCUGGCAAAUAUUUAUCAGAGCUCCAUAAUUUCUUGAAAGAGUGUUUUGCAACUGUAAAGCAGAAGUGAAUCCUGCAAAUGCAGUUCACUGGGUCUAGAAUUUUAGUUAUAAUUUCUUCCACUGCUACUGUGUGGCAUUGAGACAUGUUGGAGUAAGAUCAGGAGGAAAUAUACGUGAAGUAAUUCAGUCAUCUUCCAGUAGUGUUGUUGGAACCACCACCUAAUUUCUUUUGAAAAUGGGAAAUAAAAAUAAAAAAUCUUGCUUAUAUUCUGAAUCA
Mangifera indica (mango) is the source of this 1517-nucleotide messenger RNA. RefSeq names its product transmembrane protein 53. The transcript has 4 exons. Bases 73 to 1308 code for a protein of 411 amino acids. NCBI's taxonomy places the organism in Eukaryota, Viridiplantae, Streptophyta, Magnoliopsida, Sapindales, Anacardiaceae. The record is from RefSeq and is a predicted model, not a curated record.